Canariomyces notabilis is the source of this 1684-nucleotide messenger RNA. RefSeq names its product SGS-domain-containing protein. Gene Ontology annotation, molecular function: protein-folding chaperone binding. The transcript has 4 exons. The record is from RefSeq and is a predicted model, not a curated record. Bases 233 to 1684 code for a protein of 483 amino acids. NCBI's taxonomy places the organism in Eukaryota, Fungi, Ascomycota, Sordariomycetes, Sordariales, Chaetomiaceae.
GUUUGCUCCCAGGACCCACCUGAAAUUUAGAACUCGCAGUCGGCAGAAUCUGGAAAGCUUGCUUGUUACCCCGCCAAAUUUGGAGCUUCUUGCUGGUUCUUCCCAUCAGCUGCAAACGGUCCCUUUCCUUCGACAACUACUCGUACCGAAAAUUCAACGAUUUCCUCAGCUCCAUCUCACCCGAAUCUCGAACACGUCCAAAAUCCGGACAUAGCCUUGUUCGGUUUCCAUCAUGUCGGCAACGACGCUCGCCCAUAAGGGCUGCGAGGCCGUAAAGAACAAGGAUUGGGAGGCUGCCAUCCCGCUUCUUGACCAGGCACUCAAGUCUUCCGACUCCCCCAUUUGGCUCCUUGCUCGCGCUCAGGCCCAUCAGCAGCUCAGGAACUACGACGCCGCUCUCCGCGAUGCCGCACUCGCUUUCAUCUCCGCGACUGAGCGCGGAUCUGGCAACGCGCGCAAGUACAUGAUUGACGCCCAAUACCGUCGUUCUGUUGUCUACUACAAACUUGGUCGCUACGCCGAUGCGGACUGCUGCGCAAAGUGGAGCAUGCUCUUGGCCGAGGGCCGCCCUGCUUUUGAAAAAGAUGGGGUUGAGAAGAAUGUCGACGAGAACGGCAAUUACACAGUUACCUACGAACAAGGCAUUGCGGACAAGCAGGGACAACCGAUCGAUUCUGCUUAUGACCGGACAUACAGACGCCAGGUUCUUGGUAUGGUUCAGGAGCAGUCCGAGUCCGUGGCAUCGAAGACAGGAUUUGAAGCAGAGUGGAAGCGGGCUUACGCCUGGCGGAGCCAGGUGCUCGCCACGUUGAAGACGGUCCCCGAGGAUCAUUCUGGGCGGAAAGUUAGCGUUACCAAGUUCCCAGACAAACCCAAGCAGGAGAUGGCAGAGAAGAAGCCAGAGCCAAAACCGGAAUCUCAAGUUGGCGAUAGUGACGACGACAAGCCGGUUGAGGUCAAAGGCCCGGCCCCUGGAACGGUACCUGACGAGCAGCUCAAGCUCCGCGUCGACUUCUAUCAGACCAAUCAGACCGUCACAGUGGCACUCUUUGCGAAGGAUGUCAAGAAGGAGGAUCUCCAAGUGAACUUCUUCCAGAAUUAUCAGGUCCAAAUCUCACCCCUUCCCCGCGCUGCUGAUCCAUAUGUCAAGCCUGGCGACCGCGAGGCUGCGUCCACCUUCAUCCUGGGCGGGGAAAUCAUCCCUUCAGCCUCGCGUUGGUCUGUCACUCCACGAAAGAUCGAACUGGUUCUGCAAAAGGCCAACGCCGGCCUGAAAUGGAGCACAUGGGGCAAGGAAGAAAUUGGUUUAGUUGCGGCAGGAAGCGACGGCGAUGUGCAACCCGAGAACAAUGCAACGGCCACUGCAGCAGCCGCUCCGGCCGCACCGCCAGCUGCGCCACCUGCUAAACCGACCAAUGCGCCUGCAUACCCCACCAGCAGCCGCUCGGGACCCAAGGACUGGGAGAAGCUCGGCGAGGGUGAAGACGAGUUAGACGAAAAGGACGUCAACUACUUCUUCAAGCAACUCUACAAGGGCGCGACCCCGGAGCAGCAGCGUGCCAUGAUGAAGAGCUUCAUUGAGAGCAACGGAACAGCGCUCAGCACGGACUGGGACGAUGUCAAGAAUCGCACGGUCGAGACAGUUCCGCCUGAGGGCGUGGAGGCCAAGAAAUGGGAGUCUUAA